Capsicum annuum is the source of this 591-nucleotide messenger RNA. RefSeq names its product cytochrome b-c1 complex subunit 8. The coding region runs from base 85 to 303 and encodes 72 amino acids. The record is from RefSeq and is a predicted model, not a curated record. Gene Ontology annotation, biological process: mitochondrial electron transport, ubiquinol to cytochrome c. The transcript is spliced from 2 exons. NCBI's taxonomy places the organism in Eukaryota, Viridiplantae, Streptophyta, Magnoliopsida, Solanales, Solanaceae.
CAGCCAUUUUCCCCUUUGUUCCCCAAUCUCAAAAAUCACACAAACCCUAGAAUUCUCCAACGAGCAAAAUCACCAUUCGCAAAAAUGGGUAAGCAACCAGUGAAAUUGAAGGCAGUAGUAUACGCAUUAUCGCCAUUUCAACAGAAAGUAAUGAGUGGUUUAUGGAAAGAUCUACCUGGUAAGAUCCAUCACAAAGUCUCCGAAAAUUGGAUUAGCGCUACUCUUUUGCUUGGUCCACUUGUCGGUGUUCACACGUACGUGCAGCAAUACCAGGAAAAGGAGAAGUUAGAACACAGAUACUAAAAGUUGUGUUCUUCAUCAUCUUUCUGGAGAUGAUUUCUAUUCCAUUUUUCAGUUUUCAACAGGAAAUAAGCUACUAUUGUUGCAAUUUUUGUAAUCUCUCUCAUUUUGGGGAAUUUUACUUGUAUGGUCCCUAUAAAUUACAGUUGAUUUUUGUUAUGGUUUUGUGAAAGUCUUGUGCAUCUUAAAAUUUAUCCAGAAAUGGAGUAAUGAAAAAUAAUUUGUAGAGUAAUACAUUUCUUUGACUUGCUGUAAGAUCCUAUGCACAAUGAAACUAUUUUCAUUCAUUUA